ACCUACCAAACCGACUGUGGUGAGGGGGCCUAGCCUUGGACACCCCCUCCCCAGCCAGAGAAGAGAAGGGUUAGGCAAGAAGGGAGUCAGGGCCCUCACCAUCCAGCCAAACCAUCAGUCACUGCCCGUGAAUCAGUGCAGAUCUGUACUCUGGCCAUCUCUCACCCUAGACAUAGUGGACAGUUACAUAUCUGGCUUGAAUAUCUGCCCACUGGGAGGAUUUUUCUUCAACACUGUCUUCACAGUCACCCCUGAGUGGGGCAGCAAUGCUAUCUCUGUCCACUUUCAUGUACCAGCAUAUCAUACAGACCCAUCUGUAGUCCAGGCUUGAGGUUUUCUACCUCCGUCAACUAGUCAUAAGCAACCCCCUGGAGGCCAUAGGCAUGGAAGGAGGGAGGAGGCUAAGCAACAGGAGAUGGUGUUGCAGGAGUUGGAGCCAUCUGAUCGUGCAAUUUACUUGUACCUAAUGGACCUGUCUGAGUUCAGUCUCAUAUCCCAUUUCCACUUGAUGACAAAUUGCUGCUGAGCACGCCCAACCUCAUGACAUAUCAUGAUGGCAGCUCAAGCUUCAUGGUCACCUGAGGUCCCAUGGUUAGACAUUCAGCCUCUACCAAGGCCCAGUAGCAAGCCAGAACUUGCUUUUCAAAAGGAGAACAGUUAUCUGUAGAAGAGACCAUAGAUUUGUUUCUAAAUCCUAGAGGUCUGCACUGUAAUUCUCCUAUUGGUAUUUGCCAAAGGCUCCAUUCCUAUUGGAUACUUCAAGUAUCAUUGGAUAUGUUGGAUCAUGAGACUCAAAUGGUAGAGCAGCUUAUGCUGUAGCCUGAAUGUUCUGCAGAGCCUCCUCUCACUCUGCUCUCCAAUCCACCAGCCUGUAGAUGGGUUGAAGCUGCCCACUCAAAUGUGUAUGUCGCCUCCAAAAUCCAAAAUGACCUACCAAGCGUUGUGCCUUUUUUUCCUUGUAGAUUUUACAAGAUGUAGCACCUCAUUUUCACCCUGGGUGGGCUAUUUCAACAAGCUCCCGACCCCAGAAAUUUCACUGCUGGUACCAAUUUUGUAUCAGCCUUGUCCAAUUAGGAAAAAGAAGCCAUAGAAAGAAAAAGAUUAAUAUAAGAAGUAUUAACUAUAACAGGGGAUUGGAAUAAUGGUAUUGGCCAGUAAAAUGUAAAGAGAACUCUAAGCAAUAUAGAAUGGUAGCUAUAAGAAGCAGCCACUAACCUGGAGCUGAGCUCCUAUUAUAGUGAUAACUAAACUCUACUGUGAUGGCCUGUUUCUUUGUCCCAUCACAGGACUGUAGGGUCCUUGAAAGCAGGGACCACAUGUCUUGUUCUCCAUUAUAUCUCUAAUGCUAAGAAGGGGAGGCCUAGCACCUCCAAAGGCUCUGAAUACAUAUGAGUGAAUGAAUGAAUGCAGCCAAUAUUGGCACUCUAGCAGCCCACAGGAGAAUUAUCCUGUUUCCUGCUAUUAUACAUACGCCAGACCCAAAGAAAAGUAUCUCCCACACACACCUGAAUGCGUCCGUCCAAUUGAGAUGCUGAUCACCCUCGCAAGGAAGCUGCCAAUGGAGGCUUAUGUGUAUGUAGCCUUUGUCAACCUCUACUUAAGAGAAGGGAAAUGCCUAGCCCAACUUCUCAGACUGUCUCCUCCAGGUUCUUAGUCCCCAGGCCGAGAGUUAACCCCAAAGAAUCUCACUGUACUCCAGAUUUCAACGUGAACACCUGCCCACUGCUGGGCCUCGUUUUCGGAACUCGCACAGGUGCAGGUGGUAUUCCCAUCAUAGGCCCCCUCCCCGGAUCUAGAAAAAAACAGUCCGCCAGGGCGGGACCAAGUAACCCCUCCGCGGGCGGAAGCUAGGCUGGGCCUAGAAAGCAGGCCUGGGCCUGGACCCGCUGGCAGAGACCAGGUCAUGGGCGAUGCACUGAGGUUGCCCACAGUGCGGCUGCUGACCGACUCCCUGGAGUCCUGCUCCCGGGCGGCCGGCACUGCCACGUUGCCACCGUCCAUGCCGGGGGCCUCCGUGCUGCACUCUGUGGCCGCCCAGGUACAGAGGCAUUACCAGCUCGUCUGGUCCUGCUACCGCGGAUAUCAGGGAAAUCGCAUCGAGCUAAUGGAACACGUGGCGCAAGAGACACUCCACGACCGCCGCGUUCCCAGAUGGGGCCGCGUGGUGGCGCUUAUUAGUUUCGCGGGGACGCUGAUGCAGAGACCCCCGCCAGGCCGCAGGCUGGAACUAAAGGAAAACAUGAUAUGCCGACACACUCAGAGAUCUUGUGGAAUUUUGAAAGAAGUGAGUCAAAAGAGCAUUCCUGCUAUAACUGACAAAGUGAAGUGUCCCUAUGUCCUUCUAUCCACCAUGUUGGACUACUUACAGAUCCUAACUCAUCAAAUGUUCCCAAUUAUGGGUUGCCUAUUGGAUGGCUUUUGUCACUUGUUCACACCUGCACCGAUAUCUUCUUGGGAAAGACUGCUGGUCCAGGUUCUUCUGUCAUACUUUACAGCAACAAUCUUAACCUAUUUGUGGACAAAAUUUUCGACUUCCAAUACUAUGCUGAAGAAAAGUGGAUAUUGA
Messenger RNA from Hipposideros armiger (great roundleaf bat), 2566 nucleotides. It is a transcript of the gene BCL2L10, whose product is annotated as BCL2 like 10. Gene Ontology annotation, biological process: regulation of apoptotic process. Lineage: Eukaryota; Metazoa; Chordata; Mammalia; Chiroptera; Hipposideridae. The record is from RefSeq and is a predicted model, not a curated record.